AUGAUGAGAAUCCCAAAAUCCUUAAAAAUAUGUGGUGGUGUCACUGCACUUGUGAUAGUAAGUCUUUUCGUGAUAGUGCUAGUUCUGUGGCUAACAGUGCUGAAACCUAAACAACCCAAAAUCACGAUGCAGCAAGCCACCUUAAAACAUCUACACUUUUAUGAUCUCCAAAUCAACGUUACGCUGGGGCUGCUGCUGACCGUGAAGAACCCUAACCACGCGAGCUUCAGGUACGAGAACACGACGGCCUACAUAAGCUAUCGCGGAUCGCCUGUAGCUGAAGCGCCCAUAGAAGCGGACACCAUACCGGCGCGUAGGGAUCACGACAUCAGCACGGAUUUAGUAGUGGACGCGGACAGAUUGGUGGCUAAUAGUGGUUUUCUGGGGGAUGUGCUGGCCGGCUGCCUCAACUUCACGUCGUCCACCACUCUCCACGGCAGAGCCAAGGUGCUCAACUUAUUCAAGAUUACGGCCACCACUUAUAGCACCUGUGACAUCUCGGUAUAUAUCUUUUAUGGGAAUGCAACUUCUGUGUGCAAUUCCAAAUUUAAAUACUAGAUCAAUUUUUGUUCCUACAAUAAGGUGUUGUUUAGGAAAUUUAUCUGAUUUAUGUCAAAUGAGCUUCCAAAGGCUUUAAGAAAAUUUACAAUAUAUAUGUUCUAUUUCCU
Molecule: messenger RNA, 668 nt
Organism: Salvia miltiorrhiza (redroot sage)
Lineage: Eukaryota; Viridiplantae; Streptophyta; Magnoliopsida; Lamiales; Lamiaceae
Exons: 1
Coding region: 1-558 (185 amino acids)
Source: RefSeq, a predicted model, not a curated record